CGAUGCAAUUAAAAUGAAAGAAGUGGAUUCCCAGUUAGUGGUAUGUAGAGUCUAACACACGGAGUUGAGGAAUAAAAGCGCACUGCAGAGCAACACGCGCCAUAGGAUCGCACUGCCUUCAUAGUUCCGUGAGUUUCCAAACCCAAGUCAAAGUACCACUGCGUCACUCUGCCUGCUGAGAGCAUGGUGACUUUCAAAUUGUAAAGUCUCGACGCUACCUGACAGUAAUAGACAUCCCAAUACAUGCCGAUACACAGAUCAAUGGCAAAUAAAGACCCUGCUCCUUUCCCCACUUACUGGAACCGUGGCCAAGGCACUCUAUUGACUGGUUCCAAAAGAGUUAACAUUUAUUUCUUGAUAUCUCUGGGAGAUAUACAGAAUAAAAAGAAGUAGUCCCUAAUCUACAGGAGCUAUCAUCUACUGAGGGUAGAGAAAAUACCGCAUGAACAUUCGAACAAGACGAAAGUAUUGUUUAAACCAGCAUGUGGUUAAUUGCCAGCUCUUGACUUGGCUGGUGAAUUCAGAAAGCAGGGAUGUCUGUCGGCUGAAAUGGUCAGGGAUGGCUUCACCGAGGAGGGCAAGCAUCAGUCAAGGCUUGAAGAAUAGGAAAAAUCUGAAUAAACUAAGGAAGGAAGAUGAGGAGGGAGGGAAUACCAGGCUGGGGAACAGGUGUGCAUGCAAGGAGAUGCGUUCAGAAAGUCCAUUGUAACAAUAGGGAAAGGCAGGCAAAUGACGCUUGUUGAAUAUCGACUGUGUACCAGGCGCCCCAAGCUCCUCUACAACAUGUGCUGUCUUGUUUAAUUUUCACGACUUCUUCUUUGGGUAAGUAACAUUAUUAUCAUUUUAUAAACGAAGAAAUUGAGUUCCACAUUCACACAGGUCACACAACUUGUAAGUGGCAGAUUUAAGAUCUGAGCCCAGGGCUGUCUGAUUCCGGUGCUCAUGCAUUCUCCCCGACUCCACACUGUGUCCCUAAUAAGACAACUUCCCAGAGGGGAGGGACCCCGAAGGGAAUUGUGGAGACAAACUUGGAAUACUAGAUUAGGGGCUAGAAUAUGGGUAGUCUUAAAUGUCAAGAAAUUUGAGAAAAACUUAAAGAAAGCCAUAAAUGAGAAGGAAUUUAAAUUAUCCUCUAGGGGAGUAAGUCAUUAAAAGUAACAUUUAAAGAAGAAUCCGGGAAUGAUUUGUAGGAUGAACUGGAACAGUGAGAAAAUGGAGGCUGGAGAUUUUACUGGAGGGGACGCCUAUAAUCCAGGAACAGACAAUAAUUGUCAGGGGAUGAUAGAUGAUCUGGGUAGCCCAUCCAUCCAGUAAUUCAAGCACACUCUAAACUGGCAGUGUACACGGACUGGGUCAGGAACCGGCAUUCUCUAUGGUUAUGUAACAUUUCACCCGGCCUGACUAAUAGAAACCAAAUGCAUUCAGAACGGCAAUGACAUACAUGUAGAUGAAGUUGACGACGGGCUCUUACCCAGCCCUGAUUUAUGUAAAUGGACACAAAUAAAGGAAGAAAGCUUGGAUUAUAAAAGGAAGACACAGGUCACCCCGUUAGCCUCUGCAGGCUCAGGCUUUGAAAAUGAAGGUGCUUUUGCCACUGACCUUUCUGUUUUCUAUUAGUUCUCUAGGUUUGGCAAAAGAUAGGCACUACUACAUAGGAAUCAGAGAAACUACUUGGAACUAUGCUCCAACUGGUAAAAAUAUGCUCAAUGGGAAGCCUAUUUUAGAAGAUCAAGACUAUCAAUCCCAAACAUAUCUACGGCAAGGCCGAGAUAGGAUAGGGCCUGUCUAUAAAAAGGCUUUGUACUUUCAGUAUGCCGAUGACACAUUUCAAGCAAUCAUUGAAAAACCAUCCUGGCUGGGGUUUUUAGGACCAAUAAUUAAGGCAGAGACGGGAGACUUCAUUUACGUACAAGUAAAAAAUUUUGCUUCAAGAAUCUAUGGCUUCCAUCCUCACGGAGUCUCCUACACUAAAGAAAACGAAGGUGCUCUGUAUCCUGAUAAUACUACCGCCCUGCAAAAGAAAGACGACCGUCUGGAGCCAGGGAAACAGUAUACUUACAAAUGGCAUGUGGAAGAAAAUCAGGGCCCCGGCCCCAAUGACAGUAACUGUGUGACGAGGAUUUACCACUCCCAUAUAGUCACUCCAAAAGAUGUGGCUUCGGGACUUAUUGGACCAAUUCUGACUUGUAAAAGAGGCACACUGGAUGGAGACGUCGAAAAAAAUAUCGACCGGUCUUACGUUCUGCUGUUUUCUACAACUGAUGAAAACAGUAGCUGGUAUAUCGAUGACAACAUUAAAACGUAUACUGAAUCUGGCCAAGUUAACAGCAGUGAUCCUGGCUUCCAGGAGAGCAAUCGCAUGAGCUCGAUAAACGGAUACAUGUAUGGAAAUCUGCCGAAUCUCACCAUGUGUGCAGAGGACAAGGUCAAGUGGUAUUUUGUUGGCAUGGGCGAUGGGUCUGACAUGCACCCCAUCUAUCUCCACGGACAAACGCUCAUCUCUCGGAAUCACAGGAAGGACACCAUUACUAUCUUCCCCGCCUCACUGGUAGAUGCCUUCAUGGUGGCCAAGGGUCCUGGAGAGUGGAUGCUGGACUGCCAGGUACAUGAGGCUAUGCAGGCCUUUUUCAGUGUAAGAAAUUGCCAAAAACCUUCGACAGAUCUUACUGGGACGCGUGUUGUCCGUUACUAUAUUGCUGCUGAAGAAAUUUCUUGGAACUAUGCUCCGUCUGGCAUAGAUUUCUUCACUAAAAAAAAUUUAACUGCUGCUGGAAGUGAAUCCCAGCCAUAUUUUGAACAAAGCCCAACCAGAAUUGGAGGAACUUACAAAAAACUAGUUUACCGUGAAUACACAGAUGCUUCCUUCCGAACACAGAAGGCAAGAGCAGAGCACCUGGGAAUUCUUGGGCCUGUCAUUAAGGCAGAGGUGGGACAGAUCAUCGAGGUCACUUUCUAUAACAACGCUUCCCUGCCGCUCAGCAUUCAUCCUCACGGCCUGCGUUACAACAAGAGCAACGAGGGCUCAUUCUACAGAACACCUGGAGGGGGUGCCCCUCCACCCUCCUCACAUGUAAAUCCUGGUACAACCUUUGUCUACACCUGGGAAGUUCCAAGAGAUGUGGGUCCUACCUCCACGGAUCCCAACUGCCUGACCUGGUUAUACUACUCCUCAGUAAAUGGGACAAGAGACACCCACAGUGGCCUUGUGGGGCCUCUCCUCGUGUGCAGAAAUGGAAGUCUUGGAGACGAGGGCAAACAGAAAGGAAUAGACAAAGAGUUUUACCUGUUGGCCACAAUAUUUGAUGAAAAUGAAAGUUUCCUCUUGGAUAAGAAUAUCAGAGCAUUUACCACAGAGCCUGAAAAUGUGGAUAAAGAGGAUCCAGGCUUCCAAAACUCUAACAUGAUGUACACCCUAAAUGGAUACAUGUAUGGAAAUCUGCCCGGACUGGACAUGUGCUUAGGAGACAACGUUUCAUGGCACGUCCUCAGCGUGGGAUCAGUGAGUGACCUACAUGGGAUCUAUUUCUCAGGAAAUACCUUCACUUCCUUAGGAGCAAGGGAGGACACGCUAGCUGUGUUUCCCCACACCUCCCAGACGCUUCUUAUGACACCUGAUUCCACAGGGAUUUUUGAUGUGGUUUGUAUGACAGCAGAGCACUAUACAGGAGGCAUGAAGGAUAAAUACCGAGUGAGGGAGUGUUUGGAGCCCAGCCCUGAUCAAACACAGUACCAGGAAGAGAAGACUAUUUACAUUGCGGCCGAGGAAAUUGUGUGGGAUUAUUCUCCGAGCAGGAAGUGGGAGAAGGAACUGCAUCGUUUACAAGGAGAGAACAAAACAAACAUAUAUUUGGAUAGAAUUGGGAUGUUUCUCGGGUCCAAAUACAAGAAAGUCGUAUACCGUCAAUAUGAUGACAUCACAUUCACAAAUCAAACAAAAAGAAAUGAAGAUGAAAAACAUCUGGAUAUGCUAGGUCCUUUAAUAUUUCUCAACCCUGGUCAAAAACUCCAAAUUAUCUUUAAAAAUAACGCCUCAAGACCAUAUUCUAUUCAUGCUCAUGGAGUGAAAACCAACUCUUCCACCGUUGCUCCAACACAGCCAGGAGAGAUCCAAACAUACGUUUGGCAGGUUCCUGAAAGAACUGGUCCCACCUCAAAGGACUUUGAGUGCAUACCUUGGUUUUACUAUUCAACUGUGGAUGUGGUUAAGGAUCUUAACAGCGGACUGAUUGGCCCUUUGAUCGUAUGCCGCAGAGACGCCAAAGCCAGCAUAGUGCACCGUGUUCUCCACUUCAAGACCUUUGAUGAGAACGAAUCCUGGUACUUUGAAGAAAAUAUCAAUACCUAUGCUCUAGACCCGAGCCAAGUAGACAGGAAUGAUGACAGUUUCUUCUUCAGCAACCUCAUGCACGCAAUUAACGGAAGACUGUUUGGAAAUAACCAGGGCCUGACGUUGCACGUUGGGGAUGAAGUGAACUGGUAUCUGAUCGGCAUGGGGAGUGCAUUUGACCUGCACACAGUUCACUUCCAUGGCCACAGCUUUGACUACACGGAUUCCGGAAUAUACCGCUCUGACGUUUAUGACCUUCCUCCUGGGGUCUAUAAAACUGUAAAAAUGUAUCCAAGAGAUGUUGGAACCUGGUUAUUUCAUUGCCAUGUUGGCCUUCACAUUGAGGGUGGAAUGGAAAGCACUUACACUGUGAUCGAAUGAAAAGACAUGUCUCCCUGACAUGAACGUUGACAAGUCCGUGAGCUGAAGCUGCUGAACAAGAAAAACUCAGGCAGGAACCUAGGAGGGGCUGGUUAAAGACUUUCAUUGCAAUGGACCAGGAAAACCAGCUUGAAAUAAAAGUUUUCUUGGUAAA
Molecule: messenger RNA, 4862 nt
Organism: Equus caballus (horse)
Lineage: Eukaryota; Metazoa; Chordata; Mammalia; Perissodactyla; Equidae
Gene: CPHL1
Product: ceruloplasmin and hephaestin like 1
Cellular component (GO): plasma membrane
Molecular function (GO): signaling receptor activity; copper ion binding; oxidoreductase activity
Source: RefSeq, a predicted model, not a curated record